AUGUUACCCAUAUGUUCUUUGGAGAAAAUCAUGCUUAUUAUUGUGCUGUGGGGUCUUUGCAGUUUGCCAUAUCUGGAGGGAUUACCACUCAGCAAGAGGUCAAUCAGUGAAGUUCAACUCAUGCACAACGUUCGGGAGCACAAGGAGGUGUUAGAAAGGCAGGACUGGCUUCAGCUGAAGCUCAACGAUAUCCUCACCCCCUCAAUAAAUGACUCCCAAAAGGAGCAAAAAGGGAAAACCAAUGGCCCAUCUAUCAGACGUUUAAGAAAGGGGGAAG
This is a messenger RNA of Sinocyclocheilus grahami, 277 nucleotides long. Its product is annotated as parathyroid hormone-like. Gene Ontology annotation, molecular function: hormone activity. Gene Ontology annotation, cellular component: extracellular region. The transcript has 2 exons. Gene Ontology annotation, biological process: intracellular calcium ion homeostasis. NCBI's taxonomy places the organism in Eukaryota, Metazoa, Chordata, Actinopteri, Cypriniformes, Cyprinidae. The record is from RefSeq and is a predicted model, not a curated record. The annotation marks the transcript as partial.